Chaetomium globosum CBS 148.51 is the source of this 1719-nucleotide messenger RNA. RefSeq lists its product as uncharacterized. Gene Ontology annotation, biological process: cytoplasmic stress granule assembly; P-body assembly. Gene Ontology annotation, cellular component: P-body. Gene Ontology annotation, molecular function: mRNA binding. NCBI's taxonomy places the organism in Eukaryota, Fungi, Ascomycota, Sordariomycetes, Sordariales, Chaetomiaceae. Bases 1 to 1719 code for a protein of 572 amino acids. The transcript is spliced from 5 exons. The record is from RefSeq and is a predicted model, not a curated record.
AUGUCCGAAUUUAUCGGCGCCAGAAUAUCUUUGAUAUCCCGGAGCGAUAUUCGCUAUUCCGGUACACUCCACAGCAUCAACUCAGAUGACUCAACCGUCUCGCUCGAAAAUGUGAGGUCGUUCGGCACCGAACACCGGAAAACAGAUCCCGAGGAGUUCGUUCCGGCCUCUGAACAGCUCUACGAGUACAUUGUCUUCCGUGGCACAGAUGUCAAGGACUUGAGGAUUGAAGAAGCGAUCCUUGGUGCUCGACCUCGGCCCGCCAAUGCAGCUCCUGGCCCGGCCGGUCCUCCUGGACCUCAAGGCCCCCAGGGGCCCCAAGGCCCGAUUGGCCAUCCCGGUGCUCAGAACCAGCAAGGUCCUCCGCCUGGUCCGCCUGGUCCGCCAGGCUUCGGCUACUUUCCCCCGCACAUGGCAGGCUGGGGCCGUGCCGGUGGGCCGGGUCCCGGUCCCGGCCCUGGCCCGUUUGGUGGCAUGCCGUAUCCGCCUCCGGGGUGGUUUCCGCCUGGGCAAGAAUUCCCGCCUAUGGGGCACGGCCCGUGGAACCCCUAUGGUUUCCAACCCGGCCCUGGCGGCCCCCCCGGUGCUCCCGGUGCUCCAGGCGCUCCAGGUGGACCAGGUGGACCCGGUGCGCCCGGCGCUCCUGGGCAAGGCCGACAGUCGGCAAACCAGCCCCCCAACGACCAAGGUCCGACACAAAAGCCGGCGCCAAUUGGGCCUGCCGCCGACAGGAAGCCUGCGACCCCUUCUCAGCAAGCUGGCCCCCCGUCUGAGCCCAAGGCUAUGGCCCAGGCAGCGAAGCAGCCGACCACUGCAGUUGCGCCCCCGCCGCCAAUGGAGUCGAAACCAACAGCUGAGGAAGUGAAGGCAACCGCUGCGUCGCUUUCCAAUAACGCUACGGCCCCUACAGGCCAGAAUGUGCCCAUCCCAACCGGGCCGAAGAGCAGCCGUCCCACCCAGAUUCUGCCUGCAGUUCCUCUACCGGCUGCUCUUACUGCCAAGGCUGCUCAGGCUCAAGCUCCCAAACAAGCUCCUGGCCACACCAGCGCGGCAGCCGCGGCGGCGGCUCUGAGAGAUGCUACCCAGGCUGCCAAAGAUGCCGUGGCAGUUGCCAUGGCCCAGCUUGACGCCCCUACCGCUACACCCCAACAGCAACCGGAGGCCAAUGGCAUUAGCAACCUCAGUAAGAAGGUGGAAGAAAUGAGGAUCAAUGCCGCCCGCACAGGCCAGAAUAAUCGGGGUGGUCGUGGUCGCGGCCCUCGCCCCACUAAAGUUGAGGUCCCUGACUCGGAUUUCGACUUUGCGUCAUCGAACGCUAAAUUCAAUAAGCAAGACGUCGUCAAGGAGGCUGUUGCAGGGUCACCUCUUACCGAGGCUGCGUCGUUUACAGAGGGUGCCGUUCCGGAGGCUGCGCCCGAUGCCGCGGCCCCGGUCGAGGCGGCAUACAACAAGUCGAGGUCAUUCUUCGACAACAUCUCGAGCGAGAUGAAGGACCGGGAGAAUGCGACGCAGAGGCUAGGCGGGGCUCAAUGGCGCGGCGAAGAAACGCGCAAGAACAUGGAGACCUUCGGCCAGGGUAGCGUUGAUGGAGGUCACCGUGGUUUCCGCGGCGGACGUGGCCGUGGCCGUGGCGGUCGUGGUCGGGGCUACCGGGGUGGGCGUGGCGGUAACGGCGGUUUCCGUCCGCACCAGCAGCCCCAGACGGCGGCCCCCCAGUGA